Molecule: messenger RNA, 418 nt
Organism: Staurois parvus
Lineage: Eukaryota; Metazoa; Chordata; Amphibia; Anura; Ranidae
Source: the annotation of a GenBank genome assembly
CUAAACCCAUAACAGUAAAAUCAGCCUGUAUAUGCAGUAAAGCAUGCUUGUUAUACUCACUGUGGAACCUAAGGGGUUAAUCCUCUGCCUUGUGUAAAAACAUGGUUUGAUCCUGUCUUCUCUGAUCCUCCCCUUCUUACAGUGUCCCCCACUUAUAUUCUGAUGAGACCUAUCCUGUGGAGUCACUCUACACAUGCUCAGUUUGGUGUAUAUUGUUUUUUGUUUUUUUAUCUUUUCUUGGGAGAGUGUAUGUGAUCAGCACAGGGCCAAUCAGCAUUAUCUAGAGAGAGGUCAGGGGUUCUGCAUCCUCCUAGACCAGCCAUCACUAAAUAUCAGACCGUGGUCCUCAAACGGACCGAAUUACAAAAAGGUAUUUAGCAGUUUAUACAGUAUUGGCUAAAAUAAUUGCAUUUUAAUG